AUGGGGCUUUUAUUCAGCCGAAUUUACGAUUCUGUCUACGGGGUGGAGGCUCGUAUUCUCCUUCUGGGCCUGGAUGCUGCUGGAAAAACAACCCUCCUCUACAAGCUGAAGUCGAAUGAAGAAACUUCAACCAUCCCCACUAUGGGCUUCAAUGUGGAGACAGUUCAGAGCUUCAACGAGGUCACUUUCACUAUGUGGGAUAUUGGAGGGCAAGAGCAUAUCAGAGCCCUAUGGAAACAUUACCAUACCAAUACAGAUGGGCUGAUAUUCCUUGUGGACAGUAUGGACUAUCAUCGUUUUGAAGAAGCCAGGUUGGAGUUGGAGUCACUAUUGGAGGCUGACGAUUUGCGAGGGGUGCCUUUGAUGCUGCUAGCCAACAAACAAGAUUUGCCUGAAGCACGACCUUCCAUGGAAGUGGCAGAAAGGAUGGGAGUGGAUAAAAUAACUGGACGCAAAUGGCGUAUACAUGGUUGUUCUGCUGUAAGUGGUGCAGGGAUCCCUGAGGCUAUGGAAAAGCUAUCUGAAAUGGUGAAGGAAUAUCGCAAAUCUAAGAGGUCCAUGUGAAUUCAACAUAUGAAGAACACAAGGCUUUCUGUUUAACUUUUUUCUAUUUGCAGCAGAGACUUGCGAAAAGCCUCUUGAAUCCCAUUUAAUCCUGAUUCUCUUCAUGGGCCAUAUGAAAAAAACAUUCUUUAACAUUGGGACUACUCUUCAAAUAUAGAAUACAUUAUAAAGCUCUGUUGGACUAAAUAUCAGUUGUUCUUGGACUUUUUAAA
This is a messenger RNA of Pseudonaja textilis, 776 nucleotides long. RefSeq lists its product as uncharacterized. The record is from RefSeq and is a predicted model, not a curated record. Lineage: Eukaryota; Metazoa; Chordata; Lepidosauria; Squamata; Elapidae. Gene Ontology annotation, molecular function: GTPase activity; GTP binding.